GCCCCGCCCCUGCAGGCGGCGCCUCCUGGCGGCCGGGCGGGCGGCGCUGCCGCAGGGCGCGCGGGGCCGGUGGCGGCGGCCAUGUCCCGCCGGGGCCCCGCUCAGGAGUCGGGCACCCCCAGGCGCAAGGCGGUGCAGGCCAUGAGGCCGCGGGCAUCGGCGGGGCAGGCGGAGGCCCAGCAGCUGCAGGAGCUGAGGAGCCGGACGGAGAGGGCGGAACGGAGGCUGCUGGCCUGCGAGAACCUGGUUGGGGAGCUGGGCAGCAACCUGGCCGCCCUGGGCAGCCUCCUGCAGGAGUACGGGCAGCUGCAGCAGCGGCUGGAUAACGUGGAGAACCUGCUGAAGAACAGGAACUUCUGGAUCCUGCGGCUGCCUCCCGGCUCCCGGGGAGAGGUCCCCAAGGUACCACUUACGUUCGAUGACAUUUCAGUGUACUUCAAUGAGCAGGAAUGGGAGAGACUGGACCGCUGGCAGAAGGAUCUGUACAGGGCUGUGAUGAGGGGGAACUACGAGAUGCUGAUUUCCCUGGACUAUGCUGUGUCCAAGCCUGACAUCCUCUCCCGGAUCGAGAGGGAUGAAGAGCUUUGUGUCAAAGAUGGUCAGAAGCCCCCGCUGAUGCCUAUUGGAGGCAGUCAGGAGCCCCUGCAAGCACCAGAAGAGGUGGACCGGGUGGAAGAGGCUUUGGGAGAAGAGGAAGUCCCCAUGGAAGCUGACAGGGACUAUGCUGUGUCCAAGCCUGACAUCCUCUCCCGGAUCGAGAGGGAUGAAGAGCUUUGUGUCAAAGAUGGUCAGGAGCCCCCGCAGACAAGCGUCCGAGAUGGUCAGGAGUCCCAGGAGACACACAUCAGAGACGGUCAGGAGCCCCCGCAGACAAGCGUCCGAGACGGUCAGGAGCCCCCGCAGACAAGCGUACGAGAUGGUCAGGAGUCCCAGGAGACGCACAUCAGAGACGGUCAGGAGCCCCCGGAGACAAGCGUCCGAGAUGGUCAGAAGCCCCCACAGACAUGCAUCAGAGAUGGUCAGGAGCCCCUGCAGACACCAAAAGAGAUGGACCAGAAGGAAGAGGCUUUGGGAGAAGAUAAAGUCCCCAUGGAAGUUGACACAGAACUCCCCAUCCUUGUGAUGAAUGUCAUGUCCCUGAGUGCACAAAAAGGGCAGCGGCGCAGGGAAGAUCAGCCUGAGACAGAGAUGGAAGAGGACCCGGCUGAGUCCAACACUGAGGAAGGCUCUUUAACGGAAAAUGAAAGGGCAUGUGAAGGGACUUCUCUUGAAAACAUCAAAAUUAAGGAAGAGGAGCCUGAAGCAUUGCAAGAGGUUUCUGCACCCUCUCCCAGCCCAGAGAUCCAGAAGUGCCCCAAAAGUGAGCCAGCCAAGGCCAAGAGCAAGAAGAAGCCAAGCAGAUGUGCGAGCAGCAGCCUCCUGAUGGGCAACUGUCGGCGUGGCUAUGUGCGUGAGUGGUCGCAUCCCUGCACCGAGUGCGGGAAACGUUUCCGUCUGAAAAUAAACCUCAUCAUCCACCAGCGGAGCCAUGCCCAAGAGGGGCCCUACGAAUGCACAAUGUGUGAGAUCAGCUUUGCGGACAAACGCCACCUGGACCUUCACCAGAGCAUCCACAUAAAAGACAGGGCCUUUGGGGCCAAGGUCUGGGGGAACGUCCACCCAGAGCUGAGGAUCCGGCCGAGGAGGAAGUUCUGCGGGGCUUUGUGCGGAGGUGCCCACAGCCUGGGCAACGGGACGUAUGCUGGGGGUCCCUGGCUGGGCCAGGGCAAGGAGGAGCUAGACAGAGGGAGCCCUAAGUCUCGUAGGAAGUCUGUGCUGAAAUGCAGUCUUUGUAAAAAGAUUUUCUCUUGCACCUUUUCCCUUCGGCGGCACUUGCAGACCCACUCGCAGGAAAGGCCGUAUUGCUGCACCGCCUGCAAGAAAUGCUUCACCCGUAGAACUCACCUCUUGCGCCACGAGAAAAUACACGACCGCCAGAAAGCCCUGGCUGCACUCCAACAGCCCGUGACCGUCAUGCCAGCACCCAAGCAGCCCCAGCCACAAGGAGCCCCAGAGACACCCACAGGUGGGAGCGCUCCUCACUCACCAGCCCAGGCAUCCGAGAGAAACGUUAGCCCUGUGGCCACCGCAGCCAAAGCAGUUCCAGCAAAUGAGCUCCUGAUCGGUCCUGCAGAACUCGGACCGCCAGACAAGAACUGCCACAUCCUCGGCUGGGGUGGGAGAGCUGUCCAGCCUGUGGUUAGACUAGGAAACAGGGCAGCGGUUUCAGGGGUGACGGAGAAAUGACAACAGGAGAAAUCCAAACUGCUUGUGGCCCUGGAGAGAAACUGUGUGAGCGUUAAUUUUGCACAUGGUGGGGCACUGGGGUUGUGAACCAUCUGUCCACUGGAUUUUAGGAGCUUUCCUGAAUUGCAGAAGGAAACAAAAGCUUGGAUACCACCAUAGAGAGCAAAUUACAGAAGCCUCCAGUGACCCAAAAUGCUUUACCAUUCCUCAGACUCUCGUGUCUGCUGGCUAUUGCAUGAAAUUUUCCCAAGCUGACCUUCCAGCAGCUGAGCUCACCUAUUGAUGCUGGAGCUGACCCCUCACAUUUGGAAAUAAAAUUACACGGUGAAGAGGACAGAGGGAACGCAAUCAAGCUGGCAAGCCAGGCAGCCUUCCCAAGGAGCUCUUCACUUCACUGACGAAGUUUCUUGACCAAGACGCCAGAUGAAGAGAGUAUGGCAUCUCCGAGACCCUGGCUAUCGUGUCCUGGCCAUGCUUGUCUAAUAACCCACCCUGGUGAGGAAAUCUGCUAACCCCUCAAUCAGGUCGGGAACAUCUGGGCGUUGCAUUGGAAGAUCCAUAGAACAAAUCAAACCACAAUAUUUUCUGCUUGCGAGGGUGCUGCAGAUGUUUCUGAGGUCCCAGCAGCACUCCUUCCUUCAACGAAGCCAGCCCGUGAGAGCCAGAAACACCCACGAGAGUUAAUUCCCUCAGGACCAGCCUGCACAGAUGGAGAGUCACUUUAGAAAUAUUUCACGGGUAAGAUUACUCCUGCACUGCAGCAGCAGUCCAUGCGAGGACCCAUCCAUCCUUGGGUCAGGCUCAGGCGUGUUGGCUGCCACAUGCUGACACUGGUUCUUGCACGGGAGCAGCCCCUCCAUUCGGCCCUGCUGCAGAAGGAAGUUCCCACUCUCCAAACUGCAGGUCGUCUCCUUUAGUCAUGUGCAAAAUCCCACCACAACUAAUCCUAUGGAAGACUAGUUCUGCUAGCUACCUCAAACGUCUUGUGGAGUGAGACCUGCCCGGAGGCAGAGGAGCAACUGGAGCCCAGUAAGCAAUGAAAGCCAGGCCAGGUGUGGCUCUGGUGUCCCCAGGAAUCACUUGAACCGCACAUGUCCACAGCCAGAGCCCUGCAUGCAUCACGUGCACUGCUGGGAAGCACAAAUCAUGUACCAAGAGAAGAAAUCGGUCCUGGUGACAUCACUGUGCAGACCAAACGGAGAAGCUGUUAAGACUCUUGAGUUUAGUUUUCUGGAUUUUUUUUUUCAUUGAGUUGUUUAAUGUAAUUAUUUGACAUCACAAAGUCUUUGUCCUUCUCCAGGCAGGGAACAUGGGGAACCAGUUUGUUUAUCACAAUUUUCAUUCCUGGCCACUCACAAGGUCUGAUGGGCUGCAGAGGUGCUGCUGUGGGCAGUGUGCUUUGGGCACCAAGGAAAUGCCCGUGCCACAUCCUGGUGUAAUCCUUGGUGCCAAGCGGUGCCCAGCCACCUCUGUGCCCCGCAGGAGGGACAGCAGUGUCAGAGCUGCUCCUUGGGGACACACACAAUGUCCCAUUGCUUCUCUGGGCCAGUUUCUCACUCAAUUCCUGUCCCCUGGGAUUGUAGAGUAUGCCUGGACUGUAGUCUUAGCCAUGAGGGGGUGACGGUGGCAGAGAGGUUGGUCCCGUGUCCCCAAAGGGAUGGCAUUGCCUGCUGCUAAGCCCUGUAGGAUACAGGGGUGGUUGAUGCCUUAUGGUCACACGGUGAUGGUGCAUCUGGUAGUGAGCUGUGCUCCGGCACAGCACAGUGGUGCGGGCUCUAGUGACCGAGCUGGUUAUCCCUGCCCCGGUAGAGAUCCCAGUAACCCCCAGUUGAUCCCAGUGACACGGGAUGAGUCAGUGGGCAUGAUGGUAUUGCUGGUGGGCAGUACCUCCAAGGCCAGUGUGGAGGGGCCAACUGCCCCAGCCAGGGCAUUUCUUCUGAAGCUGUUGUAACUGGGACCAGCGUUUCCUAUGAAAUCCCAGAUCCCUUUCUCAGGCUAUGGAAUCAAUAAAGUAUUUGUCUGUA
Aquila chrysaetos chrysaetos is the source of this 4310-nucleotide messenger RNA. Its product is annotated as zinc finger protein 777-like. Bases 82 to 2286 code for a protein of 734 amino acids. The transcript has 8 exons. The record is from RefSeq and is a predicted model, not a curated record. Gene Ontology annotation, biological process: regulation of DNA-templated transcription. Lineage: Eukaryota; Metazoa; Chordata; Aves; Accipitriformes; Accipitridae.